This is a messenger RNA of Odontomachus brunneus, 4259 nucleotides long. RefSeq names its product MAM and LDL-receptor class A domain-containing protein 1-like (gene Alk). Lineage: Eukaryota; Metazoa; Arthropoda; Insecta; Hymenoptera; Formicidae. The record is from RefSeq and is a predicted model, not a curated record. Gene Ontology annotation, cellular component: membrane. Gene Ontology annotation, molecular function: protein binding. Bases 1264 to 2550 code for a protein of 428 amino acids. The transcript has 7 exons.
AGAUUUUGCAGGCGAAACGACACCUUCCACUGCAACUCGCCGACAAGGACGCGACGGCGUUACCCGGCUUGUCCAUGAAGACUCUUCGUCCUCUUGCUUGUGGUGCUUAACGAUCGGUGUUGCUGUCGAUUACACCACGCCGUGGAUCGGCGCUGUGGUCCAGCGGUGGAGGUGGUGGCAGCGACGGCGACGGCGGCGGCGGCGGUGGUGGUAGAAGUGGAAGUGGUGGUGCGUCCGUGGGGGACGUUUCGCGAAGUGUACGAGAGAGAGAGAGCCGUGGUGCGCGCGAGAGGGUCGGAUCGAUAGCACCGAAAAGCGAGAGGAAAGAGAGCGCGCGGCUGGAUCCUCUCGGCUAAGACGCUCUGGGGUGUCCUAGGACGCUGCGUGAUCUCAUCGUGUGCGCACCGGCUGUUAGGGCGAACGCGAUCGCAUCUUUGCGCGAUGUUCGCGCGCACGUGCGUGCCUACGUGUUCACGACGCUCGGGCCGGAUCUUAUAGUGGCGAUGUGACGUUCGUGUGCGAAAUCGUUGGAUUUCCCUUCGCGGUGUUGUCCUCGAGGAGAAGCAGAAUAUGCAACAUCUGGCUUUCGUAACAGCGAAUCGGGAUGAGAAGUCGAUGAGCAUCAAUCGCCGAUUGAUUUCGAAGAUAACGUUCUCUCGAGUAUCUUCCGAGUUGACUAUCAACGCUUGUCGAGCGUAUCGUAUGGUGUAGCCGAAAUUUUUUGCAAAAUAAACGCGGUAAGCCCCGUUCCAUAGCGUCGCGGGUGCACGGAUAGGUCCGGCUCGCUCUCGUGUUGGCGUUCGGUGCAACUGCUGCUUCUCAGGGAAAAUUAAUGUACGAAUUAUCGUACGCGACUGUUGUCGGCGUUGUUUCCUGGUAUAUGCUCGGGAAAGAGAAUCCGCCGAAUCAUACGCGGAACUUCGGAUACGAAUGCGAAGCGGAGAGCGACGACAAGGGACGACAAGGGACAUCGAAAUGACUUUUUGCAGAGACUAUACGGGUAAUACAUCUUUAAGAAUGAUGGUAAACAAUCGCUGGCGGAACCCAUGAUGUCACCAAUCGCGCUUACCGCCGCUGAUUCCCCGUCGUCAAUCGGUUUUUUUAAAUAUGCUGCGUGGUCGACAUAUCUUUAGGAGUGAAAUCACGAAGAGGAACAACGUUUUUGCGGAAUCAUGUGUGGUAUUCCGAUAAAACGAAGCAUACGAUGUUGUGCGUGAUCUCGUUGAGGACUACUGAACGAUCGUUGGACGAAAUUACGGAGCCAUGAUUAGAAACACGUGGCCGAAGCUGAUGAGAUCCGCGGGUGACAGUCGGGCGAGUCGCGCGUGUGAUCGUCGACAUUUGUUGUUCAGUAGUAGCGGCAGCGGCGGUGGAUCGUUGAUUCGCAUCAUCGUCUUGAUCGUCUGUUAUACCGUCAUGGCAACCUGCGGCGAUUCCAAAGAUAGAACACCUCGUGGGCUCAAGGAAUUGCAGUUGGCUCUGAACAAACCGGGAUUGUUAGGUGAAUGCGACCUGGAGCCUAGUUGUGAUUGGAGGUGGAACAAAACUGGAGGUUUUGUAGUGAUGCAGGCGCCGGCACGCAGCAAAUUUGGUCCGACUACGGACGCCAAUACUACUAAAGAUGGCCACUUUCUGUGGUACAGCGGCAGUGGGACAGCUCAAAUGUGGUCACCGCGAAUUCCUCCCACAACUGCACGUUGUACACUUGAAUUGUGGAUGCACCAGGUGGCGAUGGAAGACGGAGCCAUAAAUCUUGUGAUAGACACUAACAAUGUCAGUUCAGUCACGGAAGAGAAAUAUGGAAAUAAUAACGCUAGGUGGGAGAACGUGCGUUUCUUUCUGGGCGCGAUCAGCCAGUCCAAUAGAUUAUUUUUAGAGAUACUCUUACCCUACGCGAACUCGAGUGUUGCGGUUGACAACGUCCAUCUAGUCAACUGCUUCCCAGAUAUCACAUUAAACAAAGUGAUUUGCACAGACGAUAUGUUCCGCUGCAAAAAUGGCACUUGCUUGAGCAGCAUUCACAUCUGCGACUUUACCAAGGAUUGUCCUGAUGGUGAAGACGAAAUGUUCGAAUGCGACAAGAUACCGGAGAAUGCAAGGUGCAAUUUCGAAAACGGCUGGUGUGGCUGGUCAAAUGUUCCUGGGAGACCUUUGAAUUGGACUCUGCGUAGCGGUCCCACGCCAGAGAGGAACGUACCUGCUUACGAUCACACCUAUCGCAAUAAAACAGGGACGUACGCGUACGUGGAUAUGUUCAAGCGAGUCGCGUACGGCAGCCGGGGCACCAUCGAGAGUCCUUUGUAUAAUCCAACACCGCCUUAUAGCAGCGACCCUAAAAAUCUCUUUUAUCAGUCGUGUCAGGUACGUUCGUGUCUGUCAUUUGCCAGCCUUUGUUAUUUAAAAAUGCAUUCAGACUUAUAUCAUCAUAUCCGUAACAAGAUUUGUAUCAUAAUCAAGUCAAGAAUGGAUGCUGUAUCGUAUUUGCGUAUCAAAACGUUACGAUUAGGAUCGACUCGGAGUCAGUAUUUUGCUGUCACAUUAAAGAAAUAAUAUGUGGACACAGUCAGUUUGGACGUUAUUGUAAUUUGUAUCAUGAUUGCACGAUCUCUCUUUACGCGGAGUGUAGAGCAGGGAACAUUCACUUUUUUUAUAGAUUUUUUAUUCAUCAUCAUAUCUUCUUCUUCUUUUUUAAUGCAUAAUGAAUAGAAAUGUAGUUGGCAGUAGUCAAUCAUACAGAAAAAAACAUACACUAGAGAUAAUUAAAGAUAUGAAUUAAAGAUAUGAAUAUAUCAAACAAUAAAACAAAAAGAUACAUACCAAAGAUACAGAUACGCAAUAUAGAUACAGUUUGAAAACUACGCCUUAUAACAGUAUUGUAUCAGUGUAUCGUAUCAUGAUCGGAUAUGGUAAUAUGAUACAUGUAUGGACAUAUCUUAAUAUUCACGCCCACUGUUAAUAAUAGACAUCUCACACAUUAAUAUCCCGUCUUAAAGACGUUUAAAAGAUAUGUUAAAAAUUUUCAGACGUCUCUUUAAAAAAUUAUCAGAGAUUAAAGAUAUGAAUGUCUUCAUGACAUCUUUAAGACAUCUUAUGUCCCGGUUUAAGAUGUCUUUAAGACGUUAUUUUAAAGCGUCUUUAAGACGUCUUUCUUAAGGGAAUAUUCUAGUAUGAAAACCUAUUUUCAAGCCAAUGUUUGGGAAUUUUAAGCAAAUAGUUAAACCUACAGAGUUAAUGUUUUGUACUGACAUUUAUUCAUCUUUGAAGAAACAUAUCAAAUUUUGUCAAAGCUUUUUAUUCAAAAUUGGAGAAAAUACAAGUGGUAACAGGUCACUCCGUCUUUUAUCGAGCGUGUUGAUGGCCGCCGUCUUCGUCAUUAAACAAACGAAUUUGCUUUUAAUUUGUUCUUUAUAAAUGUGUCUAUCGCCAGAACUAGAAUCUUUUUGAUAUCUAAAAUUACUAUUUUUCCAGGUCGCGAAAAGUUAGAAUUUUUUUUAGUAAAAGCUACUAUUUUUCAAGCGCUACCAUUUUGUUAAUUUUUCUUCAAAUUAUUUAAUUCUAGUUUGGGCGAUAGCCACAUUCAUAAAGAAUAAAAUAAAUUCAAAUUAAUUUAUUUCAGAUGACGAGGACAGCGACAAUCAAUAUGCCCGAUGAAAGACGAUUUUAGGGCGUAAUUUGUUUCGUCCACUUGUAUUUUCUUUAAUUUUUAGAAUAAAAAGCAUUAAUAAAAUUUGAGAUGUUUCUUUAAAGAUGAAUAAAUGUCAGUACAAAACAUUAAAUCUUUAGGUUUAAUCAUUUACUUAAAAUUAAUUUUCAAAAGUCACCUUGAAAACAGGUCUUCAUACACUGAGAGAAAAAUUAUCUUAAAAUUAACAAAUAUUUUCUUGGUGGGUGCCAUUAACAUAUUUAUUUAAAUCUACAUUCUAUUUACUUAAAUCAAAUAUUGUUUACUUGAUUUAAAUAAACAAUAUUUGAUUUAAGUAAGGAGAAUGUAGAUUUAAGUAAAUAUGUUAAUGGCACCCACCACGGCAGCAGCAGUUCUCCCCGACGUUAAUAUUCCUCGUUCGGACUCGACUCCUCCGAUGACCGUAUUUUCACACAAAAAUUAUUUGAGGGCUGCGUAAACUCGCGUUCUAUUCGCCUCACGGCUAGGACGCGACAUCCGCCUGCAGCCGGGAAGCUCGUAAGGCUUCCUUAUCACCGAGUGACGGACGAUAAAGAAUCAUCACGUCACAGCUAUUAAUCAGAGGUAAUUAGGGAAG